Messenger RNA from Geosmithia morbida, 114 nucleotides. RefSeq lists its product as uncharacterized. The transcript is spliced from 3 exons. NCBI's taxonomy places the organism in Eukaryota, Fungi, Ascomycota, Sordariomycetes, Hypocreales, Bionectriaceae. Bases 1 to 114 code for a protein of 37 amino acids. The record is from RefSeq and is a predicted model, not a curated record.
AUGACAGAUCGACUGAUUUGCCCCGUCACCGUCGUCGUCCUCGUCGUCCUCGUCGUCCUCGUCGUCGUCCCCGACACACAGCAUCCAAGCACCGAUACCAGUACCCUUCCCUAA